AUGAAUCAACGAGCAACUGCUGCAGUUCGAACACCAGCCGGAUGUACAAUACCGUUUGAAGUGGUAACUGGAGUAAGACAAGGGGCAGUGGCAGGACCUUUCCUGUUCAAUUUCGCAAUCGACGACAUUAUGCGAAGAACAGUAGAUCAGUGUCCUGCCAACAUUGUCUUAGCACCAUCAGAGUGCCCAUUGACUGACCUCGAGUACGCCGACGAUGUUGUUAUAUUCGCGGAAAGCAGUACGAAACUUCAGCAUGUUGUCAACCUUGUAUCGAAGCUGGCUGCACCCUAUGGACUACGCCCACGCCCUGAUAAAUGCAAGCAGAUGUGGAUCUCUUCGAGACCACGAACGGGAAUCAGGGUGGACGGACAACCGAUAGAACUCGUCGAUGAGUUCUGUUACCUAGGCUGUACGCUGAAGAACAAUGGCAGCUACGAGAGAGAUGUUCAGCAAAGAUGCGCUAAGGCCACUUCUGCAUUUAACUCCUUAACGAAAUGCCUGUGGUCGACCCAACAUCACCAACGAAGUCAAGCUGCGAGUCUACCUAUCCGCAAUUCGCCCCAUCAUGAUGUACGGAUCGGAGACUUGGGCAGCGCCAUCAAGGGUUAUGGAGAGGCUUGA
This is a messenger RNA of Necator americanus (New World hookworm), 621 nucleotides long. RefSeq lists its product as uncharacterized. NCBI's taxonomy places the organism in Eukaryota, Metazoa, Nematoda, Chromadorea, Rhabditida, Ancylostomatidae. The record is from RefSeq and is a predicted model, not a curated record. The coding region runs from base 1 to 621 and encodes 206 amino acids. The transcript has a single exon.